Molecule: messenger RNA, 2607 nt
Organism: Sphaerodactylus townsendi
Lineage: Eukaryota; Metazoa; Chordata; Lepidosauria; Squamata; Sphaerodactylidae
Gene: GGCX
Product: gamma-glutamyl carboxylase
Exons: 7
Coding region: 482-1687 (401 amino acids)
Biological process (GO): peptidyl-glutamic acid carboxylation
Molecular function (GO): vitamin binding; gamma-glutamyl carboxylase activity
Source: RefSeq, a predicted model, not a curated record
CGCCUUUUCAGAGACCUGCUUUCGGUGGCUCUCCAAAUAAAACAAGAUAAAGUUAUAAAAACAAGAACGCUGUGCAAAUGAACAACCGAUUAAAAAUCAGCCAACCAAACUCGGCCAUUCCAAAGAACGUCAAGGCCAGAGGCACAGAACAGCUCCCAGUGAUGUGGAAGAAUGAUCUUCCUUUUAACUUCCUGCUUCCACCUGCUUGUUGCUUUGCGCCUCUCUGGCCGCGUCGUUGUCGAGGGAGCGGGAUUUGUCAGCCGUGAGAGAGUCGAGGGAAGGGGAAGAUCUAGCGAGCAGCAGAGCCGGAGCCAGAUGUGGAGCCAACCGAGGGACGGGCGGCGCAGCCAUUCCUGGGCCGGGCUUCAGGGCGGAGCUUUGGGAGCGGAUUUCGGAGCGAGCCACGGAGGCGGCCUGCGUCUUUACGCACGGGGAAGAGACUUGCCUUUGCCUGGCCGAGCAGCCUUCCCGCCGCCUAGAGAUGGAACCGGGUCGAGCGACUUCAGCAGGGGCCCAAGCAGCAGACUCUCUUGCCCGGGAGAAACAGCCGAGCAGGGAAAAGAAGUCCCAGGAUGGUGGGUCAAUCCACCGCAGCUGGACCAAGUCUCUCUUGGGCUUCGAAAGUGCUGAUCUUUCCAGCUGGCAUCGCUUUGUCUGCUUGCUGAACAGGCCUACUGACCCUGCAGGCCUGGGAGUCUUCCGAUUCCUCUUUGGUGAGUCUUGCCUUCUGGCUUCUGAGCAGAGAAGGGCUCAUGGUACCCUGGAGACCAUGUUGAAGAAACUACAUGGAAUCAGAGAAAUGGACAGACCCAUCCUCACUGCUUGGAUAGAUUUGGGAUUCCCCUGCUCCAGUUUUCUCUUUACUCAUCCCUUCCUCAGACUCUUUGACCCACGUGUGGACAUUGUGCAGGCUGAGUGGUCACCCUUCAAAAAGACACCAUGGUUGAAGCCUCUUUUGGUUGAUCUGUCACCCUGGCGAGCAAAGCUGCAGGAAAUUGAGAAGUCACUGGACAACCAGACUGAGGUGGUCUUCAUUGCAGACUUCCCAGGUCUGCACCUUGAAAACUUUGUCAGUGAGGACCUCGGCAACACCAGUCUCCACUUGCUGAAGGGGGAAGUGGCUGUGGAGAUUGUCAAUAAGCAGAUGAAUCACACACUGCAAGAAGGAGAUAGAAUACAGUUGCCAGCUGGUGAAUACCAUAAAGUCUUCACAGUGUCCCAAGAGCCCUCCUGCUACAUGUAUAUCUAUGUCAACACUACUGAAGCAGCUCUUGAGCAGAACUUCACUCGGCUUCAGGUUCUGCGGGAGAAGGUCAAGAAUGGGAGUGAAACUGAGCCUCUCCCCCCAGAGCUUCAGCCCAUUUUGGAUGGUUCCCUGGAAAACGUGAGCCAGACAGACCCCGUUGUUGAAGCUUUCCUUCAACGGGAGCGGCGGAUGGAGGAGCUGCAAAAACGGCGCAAUGCCACACUGGUGGAGCGUUUCAACCGUUUCACCAACAAGAAGUAUUUCAUCUUCCGGAGAAGCCUUCUGAUGACCUGGAUCUCCCUACGGAACUUAGUCUUGGGGCGCCCAUCCCUGGACCAGCUAGCACAAGAGGUGGCUUAUGCCAAUAUGCAGUAUGAUGUGGACUCUACUUUAAGCAGCGAAGACACAUCCCCAAAAGAACCCGAGCGUUCUGAUCUCUGAACUACCUCAACCAGCCUCCUGGGCUCAUCGCACAAUGAAGCCAAGUAAAACUCUAUGUGCACCUCAGGGAGCUGCUCCCUGGCUGGUGCUGCAGCUGUCAGGGUCUGAACCUGGAGAAAGGCUUCAACAGAUGCCUCCCUGGAUUCCUGUUUUUCAAUGGACAACCUGCAGGUUCUAGACCAGACUUCUGAACCAUGACCAGUUGUCAUCCUGCUGCUCUGACGCCUGUAGUUUGGCUUUAGGGGGAUGUUUGUACAGUGUCUUGAGGAAAGGAGGGCAGGAGGGGAGUACAACCAAACAGGGAUUCUCUCAGGAUAGUGGCUCCAUGGGCAUUGUGGGAUGGCUGUUGCACAGUGGGACUCAAAGUACACAGUGGGACUUACAGUAUUAGGUUUCCCUUGCAGCAGGCAGGUAGUUCUGGGAGUGGGAAUCUUGUUGGCAAAAGGAGGGGAGCGUCAGGAACUACAGGGGCUGACUGGAUUAACACCUGGAAGGAAUCCAGAGAGGCUGAACAGUAGGAAGAAGGAAGAAGCCAAAGGCCAGAUGCAGUGGGGGGUGAUGUGGAAUGGUUGCCCUUUGUAGUAAAAGGGUGUAUGGUGAACCAUGUAGCCUAUCACUGUCUACCCUAAAUGGAACAACAGCUGCUGACUUUCCAAGUGUUGUCACUGCUUUUAGCACCUGAACUGGGGAUCUUUUACUGGCAAAGCAUAUCCCACUCUUCUACUGGAGCCACACUCUGUCUCCUGAAGACAUCCCCCUCUGCUCACUUCAUGUAACUGAGAGUCAGCUGGCAGCCUCCUGAAUGAUCAGCCAAAUAUCAGACCCUUGGCUGGGGCACAGUAACCAUUUUUUUGGUUAAGAACCAUUGCUGACAUCCAAAGCACCAAGUAUUUUUUAAAUUAAAAAGUGUAUUGAACUAC